Paramecium octaurelia is the source of this 1340-nucleotide messenger RNA. The record is from the annotation of a GenBank genome assembly. Lineage: Eukaryota; Ciliophora; Oligohymenophorea; Peniculida; Parameciidae.
AAUGAGGACAAGCAUUUUGGUCUUCAUUUUACUCUCCUGCACCUUAGCAAAAUAAUUGUAUGAUGUUAAAAAGUCAUAUGUCACACCUGUGAAUGAAAUAAAUUUUGAGAAGUAAAUUAACAAGAUAAGACAAACUACUAAAUAUGUUACAAUAGUUCAUUUCUACAAAUUCUCAGGUACAUAUGUGAAUUUAAUGCGGUAGACGGGGAAAGUAAAUAAUUUGCACCAAAAUAUGAUAAAUUUACAAAUGAAUAUAAAGGCAUUUUCAGAAUAGCCUCAUGUGAUUGCGAUGAAGCUGAAAAGAUUUGUUAGAAGGAGAGUGUCUCAAAGUAUCCCACAUUUAGGGUUUAUCCCCCAUAUCCUGUUCCUGCAAUUGAUUACGAGGGUCCUCUUGAAAUUGAUGGAAUCCUGAAAUUGGCUACAAAAUACAUCCACAACAAUGCUAUCGAAAUUAAUGAAGCCAACAUCAACACAUUUAUAAAUGAGAAACCUACAGUUCCUAAAGUCUUGUUAUUUAGUGAGAAGAAAGGAUUCCCACUUGUUUACAAAGGAUUGAGUGUUGAAUUCGAGGUAUGUGCAUUUGUCAAAUGUCAAAUAGAAAAAAUUAUCGUUUGGUAUAGUGAGGUCAACUGAAAAGGCCUUGUUGGAUAGAUACAAUAUCAAAGAAUUCCCUAAGAUGUUACUUAUAAAGACUAAUGAAAAAAAACCUUAUCCAUAUACAGGAGAGUAUAAGUUUAAGCCAAUGUUUGAUUUCCUGAAUGUUCACAGCGAAGUAUUUGUUCCAGGAGGCGGAUCAUCUGCUGAUAGUGCUGCGACAAAAGAAUGGUUGAUGCAAGUUGUCCCUCAAUUACAUCAAAGAUCUGCAAAUGAUAUCUGUUUAAAGGUGGAAGGUGUGAUUUGUAUAAUCUUGAUGAACAAUGGAGAUAAACCGUAAUUUAUUAUUUUAACAUUUUUAGAGACAACCGUUUGAUAGACGAAUUGAAGAAGUUGAACGCACAAUAUGAGAGACAAAUCGACAGAGGAGCAGUUUUCAAGUUUAUGUGGCUAGAUGCAAAGACAGAAUCAAAAGUAAUUAAAAUUUGGUAUACUUAUUUUAGUGGGGCUCAACAUUAGAUUUCUAAGGAGAACCUAAAGUUGUGUUAUUGAAUCCAGGUAAAAGAAAGCGAAUGGCUGUUCAUGAGGGGGAAAUGAAAUUUGAAGCCUUAUGUAUUUUAUUACAUAAUAAUUAUUUUAGAGUAAACUUUGGAAAAGUUGAUCAGUGGAGAUCUCAGAUUCAAACCUAUAGGAGAAUCACUGCCUGAUUUUGUGAAAACUGAUUUGUGAAUAUUUUUAAUUAGCUC